Messenger RNA from Penaeus monodon (black tiger shrimp), 1722 nucleotides. Its product is annotated as protein adenylyltransferase SelO-like. Gene Ontology annotation, biological process: intracellular protein transport. Gene Ontology annotation, molecular function: small GTPase binding. NCBI's taxonomy places the organism in Eukaryota, Metazoa, Arthropoda, Malacostraca, Decapoda, Penaeidae. The record is from RefSeq and is a predicted model, not a curated record.
AAAAGGCUCAUGGUGGGAGCUGCAAUUGAAGGGCUCCGGGAAGACCCCAUACUCUCGUGCUGGAGAUGGAAGAGCAGUAAUACGCUCAAGUGUUCGAGAGUUCCUUGCUGCUGAAGCUAUGGCUGCUCUGGGUUUCAGAACAUCAAGAAGUGCAUCAAUUGUGGUGGGAGAAGAGUUAGCCCUAAGAGAUCAGUUUUAUAAUGGGAAUCUGAAGAUGGAGAAGAUGGCUGUAGUGCUUCGUCUUGCUCCUACUUGGUUCAGAUUUGGUUCUUUAGAAAUACUUGCCAGAAGGAAUGAAACAGAGAUACUUCAGUUAUUAGUGGACCACAUAAUUGAGAAACACUUUAGAAGUAUAGCAGUUACAGAUCCUGAUAGAUAUCUAAGCCUUUUCUCAAAGAUUGUUGAAGAAACCGCAGAGAUGAUUGCACAGUGGCAGAGUGUUGGUUUCACUCACGGGGUUAUGAAUACGGAUAAUAUGAGUGUUGCAUCAGUCACUAUAGAUUAUGGACCUUUUGGAUUUCUGGACACUUAUGAUCCUGAUUUUAUACCAAAUUCAUCUGAUGAUGAGGGUAUGUACAGCUACAAAAACCAACCAAAAGUAGGAUAUUACAAUCUGCACAGACUCGCUGAUGCUCUUCGGCCACUGCUGUCACCAAGUCAAGUACAACAGAUAAAGCAUAUCCUCCCUGGUUUUCAUGUGCAUUUUCAAACUGCUUAUCUUCAGUUGUUUGCAAGGAAAUUAGGGCUACAGAAUUCCAAAACAGAAGAUGAAAUACUGGUUCAAAAUUUGCUGGAUAUAAUGAAGGACAGUAAGGCAGAUUUUACCAUGACCUUUUGGGAAUUUGGAAACCUGUCAUUGGAAGAAAUAGAGGCCAACAAUGUGCCCAGGAACUUUUGGAGCUUGCCAAAGAUUUUGAAUCAUUACAAAUUUGAUUCAUUCCUGAGUCAGUAUAAGUUGCGCUUACAAGAAGAAAAUUCAAGUGAGGAGACAAGGCAGUCCAUCAUGGCAAGUGCUAAUCCAAGGUAUAUCCUAAGAAACUGGAUAGCUCAGCAAGUCAUAGAAAAAGUUGAACAGGGAAGUUAUAGUGAGUUGGACCAAGUGUUGAAUAUUUUAAACAGUCCCUUUUCUAUUCAACCAAUUGCUGAAAAGAAAGGCUUGGCCAGUUCUCCUCCCAAGUGGUCAAAAACAUUAAGAGUCAGCUGUUCAAGCUGAAGUUGAAUCAUCUUGUGCACUAGCAUAUACCUCAUGGAGAGAAAUGUAUAGUACAAUUAGCACUAUGCACAUUGUUUAUUUUUGUUUUGAUUUCACUGAAAUUAGAAUAGAUAUGUAAAAUAUCUGAACAUCUGUGGUCUAAGUGUGAAGUAUGUGUGUGCUUUUGUAUGGAUAUAUAUGUAUGUGACUUGGACACUGACAUGGACACACACACACGCACACGCACACACACACACACACUUGCACAUGCACACUCUCACACACGCACACAGGCAUACAGGGAGGGAACAAGGUGAGCAUACCUCAUUUAUAUAUUUAUAUAUUAUAAGGCUGUUAGAUGAAUUAUAUUGUUGUUCACACUGUUAUAACUGUAUUUUGGUAUCAUUGUGUAUUUUGACAUAUUUGAAAAUACCAUUUUGAUUACUCAUUAAACCCUCUUAGGUCAUUUUUGUAAUUAUUGAUUGGAUACACUUAUGAGGUGAACAAAAUAUAUAGAAAGAAAAGCAAAA